ACUCAGUGGGAACAGACCCGUGCAAGACACCAGACAUGAUGGAAGAAGUAGGAAUGCUCCUGGACUUCUGAUGAAGAGCUAACAGCUCUCUACAGCAUCGUUGCUGAUCACGUCUCUACCUUGCUGGAGAAGUUUCCACAGUGAAGAUGUCAUGGGUGCCACAAUGAAAUCCCAGCUGCUAUGAGUUGACUCUUCUUGUGAAAAGUGUCGUGCAUGGCUUUCAUCUAAACACCACUGAUGGGUUUGACCUGGAUCAAUUCAAAUGACAAAAACACUGUGGACAAGUUCCCUUGGAUGUGUGGCCUUGUGGUGGCAGGAAGAGCCCUGGUUCACAAAGGAUGCAGAGAUGCUCACACAUUGAUGGGAAAAGGGGUUUCCUCAGCAGCAUCCGGCCAUCUGGAAAUGCAGCUCUGCCUGCUGAAAAUCUGCCCUUUGAAAUGCCAAGUCAGUCUGGACACAGCUGUCCCUGCCUCUGUUAAACAUUUGCUAAGUGUCUAAAGGGCAGGAUCAGAGCACAGGUACCAAUGUGCAAGUGGAUGUGGGAGGCCAAUGCCCUGACACUUCCCAGCACAGGGAAAAACCCCUCCCACAUCUGCUCAGUCCAUCACAGAGGUUCUGGUGCUGUCACACAGGCAAAGAGCCCACCUCUGUCUCAGGAAGCGCUUGCGUGGGUUCCUGGAGGCUGGAGAGGGCUCGGUACUGUCGCAGUGCUGACUCUGUUCACGUGUGCCUUCCAGAGGCACCUGCUGCAGCCAGCACCGUGGAGCAGGAGCUGGAGGGGCUGCAGGCAUGUCCCCGUGCAGUGCCACAGCUGAGGAGGCAUCCUCCAAGGAAGGUGCCACUGGAAGGGACACAGUAAAAGGCCGGCUUAAUUUGUUACCACGCCGCUAACUCCCGUCAGCUCCAGACUGUUUCUGCAAGGACGCCAAAGACAAUUUUGUUCAGAGUCCAUAAAUUUCCCUAGUUAAGAACUAAGCUAAGAACAUUCCCUACUGACACAAAUUGUGACAGAAAACAACAGUGAACUCUUAUAACUGCUAAGAAUGAACAUGACAAUGAAAAAUUGAGCACUAGAGGACUACCUAGCCCUGAAGGGAGAGGCUCUUCAGCUUCCAUUCCGUAUCCAGUUCCACACUCCACUAGAAUCUUGCAAAGUUUUGUAAUGCACAAUCCAUAGCUGCCUAAAUACUUUUUCAAAGGGAGAACCUGUAGGGAGCACCCACCAUCCAAAACCAACAGAGAAGACUGCAGACAGACCAUGGCUGAUGUUGGCUGGGUUGUUGCCUUCAGCUAAGUGUGUGGCUCUUAGUGCUUGUAGUGAGAGUCAUCUCUGCUGGAAAGAUGUCAGACACCAGCUAUUCCAAUGUCUGGUGGAAAUAGUUUGCUUCUGGCCUGCAAGCCUGUGGAAUUUUCCACUCCUGAAGCAAUACCAGCGUCAUGGAGUGGAACGGCCUCUCCCGGUGCAUGCAGACAUCACGGCAAUGCUGAGCACGGACCUCCUGCAGCAACCUCUGGCCACCAUGGGAGCAGCAUAAGGGAUUUGGUGAGCUGAGGGUACCCCACAGCUGUGCAUCCCCUCGGCAUACAUUCCCCAUCCCUGUGCAAGGAAGUCUUGCAAGUUCAAGCUGUUUUUUCCCCUUUUCCCAUUGUCCUCUCAGGCUACACAGGAAACAGGAGAACGGCUAUUUCCUUGUUUCUUUUGUUCAGUUGAUCCCUUAUCCAUUCCCAGUGGAGAGCUUCCCACAGCCCAGAAAGCCCCUAUAAACCUAACACCCCAAGAUUCACUGACCAAACGUCACCUUUUCCCUUUCCUGGUUAAUCAUUCUCCCUUGCACGCUCCACAGAUGGCAGCUUUGCAGGGGUCAGCUUCAGACUGAACUAUUUGAACUAUUUGCUGACCCAAGACAGUGGUGCUGAGAGGAGGGACGGGUCUGGGGAGGCAGGAAAGGUCUUCCGCUCCUGCCUUGCUUUUCUUUCUCACUCCAUCCCUGGAGACCCGAAGGCCACAUCAUGAUCCAGCAGCAGCUGAGGCAGCUCCUGCCAGAGAGGAAGGUGGAUACUUCUGCUGCCCUCACGCUGCUUGGCAGGUCAGUGGCAGCUGUGGUGGUCUGGAAAUGGCUGGGCAAAAAGAUGAUCCAGAAGAAAAUGGAAGAAGCUCGGAAAACCCGGGAUGAGGGUCUGAAGAAAAUGGCAAAGGCUGUCCAGCAGUUCAGGGAGCAGGUAACCCGUCCUUCUGCGGGAUCUGAGUCCCACUGGGGGAAGAGAAGGAGCAUCCGCCUGCCCUCCAGCUUCUGUGGGCUGUGUGGGCUCAAACCCACGGCAGAAAGGCUCAGGUGGUUCCUUGUGCUCUGGGGGCCGAUGGCGAGGGACGUGGACAGCCUGGCCCUGUGCAUGAGGGCACUGCUCUGCGAGGAGAUGUUCCAGAUGGACCCCACUGUGCCCCCCAUCCCCUUCAACGGGAAGCUUAAAGAUGUUGCUAUGAUUUCCACUUGCAGGUCAGUGAAGGAGAUGUGGAAUCAUAACCAUCAAAUUCAGGUGUACCGCUCCGAGUUCAUCACCCAGUGGAAGGAACUCCAUCUGGACGUUGUGCUGUGCCCUGUCCUGGGGCCUGCCUUCACCACAGGAUACCCCGGGAAACUCCUCACUGCCAUCUCCUCCACGAUGCUGUACAACAUCUUGAACUUCCCUGCUGGGGUUGUACCUGUCAGCACAGUGACAGAAGCAGAUGAGGAAGAGCUGGAGCUUUACCAAGGAUGCUGAGAUGACCCCUGGGACAGGAAGCUGAAACAGGCUGUGUCAGGAGCCGUGGGGAUGCCCGUGGCAGUGCAGUGCCUGGCCUUGCCAUGGCAGGAGGAGCUGUGCCUGCGGUUCAUGAAGGAGGUGGAGACCCUCAGCCGUGAGAAGAGAGGGGCAUAGCCCCCAUGGUCCCCUCAGGACCAAAGGGACAGCACUGCAUGACUGCCAGUGGCAGUGCAGAGACUACAAAGAGGAGGGAAGGAGGAAGGAAACACCAUUUCCUGACCUCUCUCCUUGCCAAUAAGCACGGAUCCUGUAAGGAACCAGGAUGCCAUGCAGAGAGCAGGACUGGCUUUAAGCUGGGUUCAAAUGAUGAUAAAUUUAUGCACUGCACCUUCCUGCAAGGAUGGACAUGGGUGAGUUUUCACGCCUUCACCCCCAUUUCCAUCGAUGCUGCCCCUUGCAGAAGCAGGGUGGUGCUGAGAGAAAACGGUUACAAAAUCUCUAAUACUUUCUUGUUGACACUGGAGUAACUUCAUAUGGGCUGCCCUGUGAGGGAUACAGCCAUGCCCACCCUGUCCAUCACUGUAUUUUCCUCACAGAAAUAAAAAUGUAGCUAUUAAGCAACUCUUAUCAUAAACUCAGUAAUCAUUCACUGAUGGCUAUGGUUCUAUAACUAGUUACUAUUCAGAAUCAUACAAACACCUGCCCCCCAAACAUUAAAUGGCAUCUUGCAUAGGAGCAUUCACACUUUCCCACAGCCUUCCUGUCUGUGAGGGAUAGCAGCAGUCACUGGCCUUUCCACAGCACCAAAUCUCCAGCAUCACAAACAUAUUUUCAGCCUCACAGGAGGGGCAUUCUUAGGAACCUCUGAUUUCAGGACCUCAGGCUGCUCUUUCUGAAGGCAGGAGAUAAGCAGAGACAGAUGCAACUCAUUUAUGCAGAUGGUGAGAUCUGGGACAAAGACUGAGAUCCCCAGAUGGUGUUUGUUAACCCAAACCUGCUCAUGUAGGAUCAAAGCAGUCAGACAGGAGGGAGAAAGCAGCACCCACACAGGGCCAUUUAUCCUGCCCCACACAGAUGGAUAAAUCGCUCCCUCUGAUAAGACCUCUCUUUCCUAGAUUAAACACCUCAGUCUCAAACACAUAAAAUAUUCAGGAGACUUCACAGCAGGUCUUUCUCAUUUAUUUUCUAUGUCUGCAGUAAAAAAGCGGACUUCCUUUGGGACAUUUUAAAAGGAAAAAUAAAUACAAAGCAGUUGUACUUUCCCUGGAAAUUUGGGAUAUUUCCUGACAGCAAACAGACAUAGCCUGUUGCCCCUUCUACAUCCGACGUAAUUUGCAGAAAUACAUAGGUCCAAAGUUGGCUGUGAGGUGAGGCAGAACAAGCUCCCCCAGCCGGCAACCUGAGAAGAAGGAAAACGUGUCCUGGAAGAGCGUCCGAAAGUGGCUCAAGUCCUCAACGUGGACACUGAUGUUAAACUGGGUUUCUGCAAUUUCUACCGCUCUCUCGACCACACACUCGUUCUGCAGCGGGGAGAGGGAGCACGUGGAGUACACCACAUCUCCUCCUGGCUUGGCAGAGAGGAUCCCAGCCCUGCAGGCAAGAUGAACACAUGCAUUGUCACAGGAAGAAGAGGAGUGUGGGGCACAGGCACUACCACCCACCAAAACUGGGAAGCCAGCAGGUGACUCAUAGGAAGAGACAGACAAAUCUUGAACUCCACAGACUCAGCAGUCUGUGCCACUGCAGCGUGAGGACUGUUUUAGGCCAAGGCAAUGAGUCAAAUGGAUGCUUAGACUGAUAAUGAAUUUAACAUGGGAGAGAUGCUACUGGAGAGCAGCUGGAAGGUAUAACCCUGCAGUCAUGUCCAAGGGAAUGGGAUAAGAGCAUGUAGAGGGGAGGAGAUUCUUGCAGUACAAGCACUGCUAUGGGACUCUCUGUUUCCUUAUUGUCACAGCACGGUGAGUCGAUCCAGCCUUCCCAGCAAAAUGGGGUGAUGAAGCACCCCAUGUGCUGGGAGAUGUGGGCACUCAGGGAUCCUCCAGGGCUGAUCAGUGGGAUCUGGGAGACCAUCACCCAAAAGGACAACACAAUAUCUAUCAUGUUCCUUAGACCCUUCUCCCUAGCUCCUACAGCUACUGCUGGGGACAGGCAGGACCUGUGAUCUGACCAAGAAUAUUUGCACCUUCUUACACUUAUAUUAUGCUUUGAUGCAUUCCAACUAUUGCUCUUCCAGAAAACUACGCACGCUUCCCACAUUUCCCAGUUGGGGACAGACAAAGUAAAAAGAGGUUUCAGUGCUGGCCAUGGAGAGCUACGACUGUAACACAAACAGCACGAGCACACAGCAUCGAGCUCACUCACAUCAGCAGCUGCAGCUGCAGCAUGGGCAGCAUCUGACGCUCCUUGGUUCGCCUCUUGUGGAAGAUGUUGUUGUCCUCCUCCAUGGCAGAGUGCCUGUCCGUCGUGCAGGGCACAUCCACCAGCACCUGCAGCAGCAGAGAUCCCUGUCAGUCCCAUGCCCAGGUCGAGCUCAGUGAGUCCCCCUGUGCAGCUUCCCCGUGCCCACCUCCUCCACCCUCACCACGCACAAGCAGCUCCCGGUGCCUGAGCACGGGUGUGCACCACACCGAACUGUAAUCAUCUGGCUGCUCUGGCAUUUUGGGAAUGUGCAAACAGUCCCAGAGAUGGUGGAAAACAUCUCACACUUGCGCAUGUCCUCGUUUAAUGUUCCUCCUCUGGGUGUCUGCCUGGAAGAUGUCACAGAAGCACACAUGGCCAGUGCUCCUACAGCAACACCUCCCAGAGCAUCAAACCCAGCCCCUGAGGCUGGACAUGGCUGAGAAAACAGAAUUAUGUAAUCUUCACACCUAACCCCUUCCAGGUGAUGGACAAGAACAUGGUAUUACACAAGCAAAUAAAAGUACCACUCUGAAUGCACAUAUGCACCGGAUCCUGAAGGAAGGGAUAGCAGGAGGAAAUAUUAUUCCCUAUGUGUCUUAGUCCUCUCUCUUUCUCUGCAUUUCAGAUUGUGGAAAACUACACAGUUAUACUGUAGGAUAAGCUGCUGCCUUCCUCAAAAAGAGGGUUUAUCUUCACCGGUUCCCAAUAACCUACCUUAUGGAAAGUGUCACCUUCCACAUCCUGCCAGUCCCUUCCGUCGUAGGACGUGACACUCACAGUUUCCCUGACUUCUUUGGGAACAUACUUAUGAAAGAUCUGGUGCAGCCUCUUUGUCCGGGAAAUGGAGACAUCGUUGGCUGCCAGAUGCCCUGCAGGGACACAACAGGAACACUGGGAAUUGCAAAAACACACCUGAUUCCCAACUCUUAUACUCAGAAAUUAUUUACAGUCAGACAUUAAUGAGCACAGCACGCUCUUCCAGCUCUGUUUAAGGAUGGAGAACAAGGGAACACCCACCUCCAUUUACACAAAGCCCAGUCUGCAGCAGAGCCAGAGUCUUGCCACCUGGAGCCGCACAAAGGUCAAGGACAAGGUCAUCCUGCUGCACAUCGAGUGCAAGGACGGGCAGGAGAGAUGCUGCAUCCAUGAGAUAAUAACCAAGGAGCCCCAGAAUGUCUGGCCUGGAAAUCACCAGUUUGUGUAACACAAGCAAAUGUGCAAGGGGAAAAGAAAAGAAAAGAGCAGUUGGAAGUGAGGACUGGGAUGUAGGGAAGCAGCAACCCCCAAGGCUGGCAACGAGAGUGGGUGGUCUGUCCAGGGAUGUCUCACCGUGCAGGGCAAAAGCGUGUGAUGUCACCCCUGGGGAAGGUGUAACACUUGAUUUUGGGGCUGAUGGAGGCACGAAACGGUGGCGAUGUCUCUGCCUGUAUCACAGUCCUGCCCUGAACACAGCCCUCCUGGGAGCCUCUCACUGCUUCCCUCGCAGCCACACCCCGCUGUGAUUGCUGUGCCUUUUGGAGGGCUUCGGAAACGAAAUCGGUGGCAUUCAGCAGCUCCAGCUCUUGGGUGACGUGGUCGACAGCAGAGAAGUUGUUGAGGAGGGCGCCGUACUUCUGCUCACAGAGCAGGCCAGCACGGACAGAGGGCCACAGCUCCCCCAGGUGCAGGCUGUAGCUCGUGUCGAAGUGGUGCAGGGCCAGCCGUGUGGACGGGAUGCGGGGGGCCGUGGUAGCCUUGGGGGGAAAAAAUACCAGAGACAUUAAAAGAAAAAUAGCUCGGCAUCCCAGUACCUCCACCCAGCCUCCAUGUUUUUCUGGGAGAAUCCAGCGCUGGAUUCUGUGCUGCCAGAAGUCGACGAGGCCUUUCCACUGCCCCUGAAAGUGGCAGGGACAGGUGAACCCCUACAUCCACAGGCUGGUGGUGGCCCGGAGAGGGUUCAGGAGUACAAAUGUGACAGGACUCGAGGAAAAAGCAUGAAGCUGAUUCGGGAGAGGUUUAGGUUAGAUAUCAGGAGGAGGUUUUUCACCCAGAGGGUGACUGAGCACUGGCACAGGCUCCUCAGGGAAGUGGCCAAGCCUGUCUGAGUUCAAGAAGCGUUUGGACAAUGCUUCAGGAACAUGGUGUGAUUCUUGGGGAGUCCUGCACCGGGCCGGGAGUUGGACUGGACGAUCCUGAUGGGUCCCUUCCAACUCGGCAUAUUCCAUGAUCCCACGAAUGGCCGAACGAUUCCACGAUUCCAUGCAUGGCCGAAAGGGGCUGGGUGCACGGGGUGGGCUCGCGGGGAGAGAGAACGGCCGCGCACUGAGCAGCGGA
Chiroxiphia lanceolata (lance-tailed manakin) is the source of this 7455-nucleotide messenger RNA. Its product is annotated as fatty-acid amide hydrolase 1-like. Gene Ontology annotation, molecular function: amidase activity; fatty acid amide hydrolase activity. The record is from RefSeq and is a predicted model, not a curated record. The transcript has 9 exons. Gene Ontology annotation, biological process: fatty acid catabolic process. NCBI's taxonomy places the organism in Eukaryota, Metazoa, Chordata, Aves, Passeriformes, Pipridae.